Chlorocebus sabaeus (green monkey) is the source of this 5134-nucleotide messenger RNA. RefSeq names its product potassium voltage-gated channel interacting protein 4 (gene KCNIP4). NCBI's taxonomy places the organism in Eukaryota, Metazoa, Chordata, Mammalia, Primates, Cercopithecidae. Gene Ontology annotation, molecular function: calcium ion binding; potassium channel regulator activity. Gene Ontology annotation, biological process: regulation of potassium ion transmembrane transport. The record is from RefSeq and is a predicted model, not a curated record. Gene Ontology annotation, cellular component: voltage-gated potassium channel complex.
CUCAAAUAGCUCAAUAGCAAGAAAACAGAUAACUCGAUUUAAAAAAUGGGCAAAGCACCUGAACAAGCAUUUCUCAAAAGAUGACAUACAAAUGACCCAUAGGUUCCUGAAAAAACAGUCAACAUCCCUAAUCAUCAGGGAAAUGCAAAUUAAAAUCACAGUGAUCUAUCACUGCACAUCUGUUAGAAUGGCUAUUAGACAAAAGACAAAAGAUAACAAGUAUCCUAAAGGUGCAGGGAAAAGGGAACCUGGGUAUACUGUUAUUGGGAAUGUAAAUUAUAAUAGUACAGCUAUUUUAGAAUACAGCAUGGAGGAUCUCAAAAAACUCAGAAUUACCAUACGAUCCAGCUAUCCCAUAGCAUUUCUAUGUCAUCAACACAUUAAAUUUACCCAUUCAGUUAUUCAUGUCCCAAACUAAUUCAUCCUUAAUUUUUUCUUUCCCUCAUGUCCCUAUUCAGUGUACCAAACUAUACUGAUUCUGUUUUCAAUUAUAUCCAGAAACUGACUACCUGUAUUUCCACUCCAGGCCAUGCCACCAUUGUUUCUCACCUGGACUGCUGUGACGGCCCCUCUCAUGUGUUCCUUUUCCUCUCUUGCUCCCUAGCAGUUCAUCCUUUACAUAGCAGGCAGAUCACACAAGUCCCAUAUUCCCUAGAGUGGCUUUCUGGCAAAGAGACUGAAAUCUAAAUCCCUUACCCCAGCUAUAAGGCUUCACAUACUGCCUACGGUAGCCCCCGACUUUAUCCAUGAAAAUGUCUCCCCGAAGUCUCUCCUGGCUCGGCAUGUUUCAGCAGUCACACCCUUCUUUCUGUUCCUUAAUGAUGCCACGUUCAUUCCCAGCUUGGGGUAUUUGCACAAGCUGUUUCCUCCACUCGAGGUGCCCUUUACCCUGGUCAGUUCCUUCUUGUAAUGUAAACUCCUGCUUAACUUCUUUUCUUAGAGAUCUCUUUCCUGACCUCUCAACCUACUCACUUUCUAUUCUGCCAGCUGGUUUUAAUGUUUUCUCCUGGUUCAACAACACUUACUCAUGUGGGAUAUGUUCUUAUUAUUUGGUAACUUGAUGUUUUCUUUGUUGAGGUGUAAGCUGCAUGAGAACAGAGGCUUUGCCUUUCUCAGUUACCACUGUGUUGCCAGCACAUAGAAGCAUGUCUAGAACAUAAUAGGUUCUCAGUAUAUAAUUGCUAGAUCUAUGAAUAAAAGUGUUGUGCUAUGAAUAAAAGUGUUGUGCUUAAGGUUGUCCCUUCCCAUCUUAUUUUACUCUCCAACAAGUAAAUAAAAUAUGCAUUCUAUUCCCACUUUUGGAGAUAAGGUAAUGGAGUGUUCAACUGAUUAAACCAACUGUUGAACUACGAUUGUGUAUUUCUCCUGCCUGUUUCAAACUUAGGGAUGCCAUCACUCAUGAUAAACGUGUAGGAGAAAGAACUUCAAAAAACAUGUUGCUGAUCUUUGUGUAUGAGUCUAUUUAUAUCUUAAAUACUUUCAAUUAAAGUUCUGAAAAUUCCUAGAAAGCAUGCUUUGUUAUUCCAUUUAAAUGGUUAGCCUGGUUAGACUAACCCUGAGACUGGCGGGAAUGGGGAAGAGUUCUAGAAGAGAAUGAGUUUCCAUUCAAUGUGUUUCAGUCUGUGAGUCCAGGAGUGCUUCUUUCUUUAGUGUAGAAGAACAUCAUUUCCUGUGUAGUUUUGUUGGGAAUUAUCAGUUUCAACUAGAAUUAUUGCAGCUGUCAGAAUAAGAAGCCAAAAGACCUGUCUUAGAUUUAAAAUAUGGCCCCAUCUGUGCUAAAUCUCACAGAUACAAUAUUUAUGUUUAUACAGAACAAACAAAAAUAAACAAAAAACUCUAGGAGUAUAAAUUAAGAGUGUAAACAAAUCCUAAAAACUGCCUAAGGCACUUAAGAAUUCAGGAAAACCGCUUUUUCAGAGAAGGCAAGCCUGUAGUUUUCUGGCUUCCACAGCAACUGCCUCUAUCCCAGUGUCUUAAAGGGAAAGUACUUUGUGAAAAUUGCAAAUCCUUGCCAUUGUUCUGGCUAUUAACUUUUAAAAAGUUGAUUGGUAGGGAGAUGGUUGUAUUAGCCUUGUUGAAAUAUGAAGAAACUGAGGCACUUCUUUCUCUUAGGACAAGACAGCAAAUUAGUUUUGGAGCUCUGUUGCCUGGAGGCAAUGUAGAGGGCUUAAGAUUUGUGGUUUCUAGGCUACUGUGUUUUAAAGGAGACAAUUAUGUAUCCUCAUUUCCAGAUACCUGAGCCCGUGCGCUGUACAGAAAAUGUAGCCAGUUUUAAGAAACAGCUUAUUUUCUACCUCUAAGCCCAUGAAGAAUACAUUUAUCCCUGACAAAAUAGUGUUGUCCCCAGGUGGUGGUAAAUCGUCAAGUCUGUUUAGAAUCAGGGUCAGCUUCUCACAUGAGCCUUUCCCCCGUGUAGCCUUCCUGAAUCUGAUUAACACCAUGUCAGGGAGUUGUCUGAUGUCUGACCUUGAGCAGCAUACUUCCCUCUCCCCACCUCCUUUUUUUGGGAAUCAUUCAUUUUGUACAGCCUCGGGCCCUGAGGUUCCUUCCCAGCAGGCUGGAGUGCACUCGCAAGUUCCCUUUAUUGGUAUCCGAAGGGUUUCAGACCCAGUGACCUGUCAUCUGUCUUCUCACCUGCUUACAUGCUGAUUCACUGAUGAGCUGGCAUCACAGGCCCCGCCUCCCUCUGAAUGGUCUGUGAGGUUGCAACUGCUUCUGGAGAGGGGAUGCCGAGCCGAACCAGAGCUGGGAUACUACAAGUGUGAACCGGCAGCCUAUCUGUUGCCACAGAAGAACUUGGUCACCACACUGAGAAGCCGUGUUUUCUCACCUCCCUGUUACUGUUGUAGCUGUAUCUGGCUUCUCUAGCAUUUUAAAGGAAUUUCUAAUUGAGGCGCUAACAGCUAAUUCCACAGGAGUUGUAAGGCAGCCUGUGCAUAAACUGAGACAGAAGUUUCUCCUGAGAGACUGUCUUUUUUAUAUUAUUAUUAUUGGCAAAGACUUCUGGCUCUCCUCAGAGGAAUACCUUGUUGCUUAAGAUGAGUGGCUGUAGAAAGCGGUGUAAACGGGAAAUAUUGAAAUUUGCCCAGUACCUUCUCAGACUAUUAACAGGUUCUCUUCAUACAGACAGCGUGGAAGAUGAACUGGAGAUGGCCACCGUCAGGCAUCGGCCUGAGGCCCUUGAGCUUCUGGAAGCCCAGAGCAAAUUUACCAAGAAAGAGCUUCAGAUCCUUUACAGAGGAUUUAAGAACGAAUGCCCCAGUGGUGUUGUUAAUGAAGAAACCUUCAAAGAGAUUUACUCGCAGUUCUUUCCACAGGGAGACUCUACAACAUAUGCACACUUUCUGUUCAAUGCGUUUGAUACGGACCACAAUGGAGCUGUGAGUUUCGAGGAUUUCAUCAAAGGUCUUUCCAUUUUGCUCCGGGGGACAGUACAAGAAAAACUCAAUUGGGCAUUUAAUCUGUAUGAUAUAAAUAAAGAUGGCUACAUCACUAAAGAGGAAAUGCUUGAUAUAAUGAAAGCAAUAUACGACAUGAUGGGUAAAUGUACAUAUCCUGUCCUCAAAGAAGAUGCUCCCAGACAACACGUUGAAACAUUUUUUCAGAAAAUGGACAAAAAUAAAGAUGGGGUUGUUACCAUAGAUGAGUUCAUUGAAAGCUGCCAAAAAGAUGAAAACAUAAUGCGCUCCAUGCAGCUCUUUGAAAAUGUGAUUUAACUUGUCAACUAGAUCCUGAAUCCAACAGACAAAUGUGAACUAUUCUACCAUCCUUAAAGUUGGAGCUACCACUUUUAGCAUAGAUUGCUCAGCUUGACACUGAAGCAUAUUAUGCAAACAAGCUUUGUUUUAAUAUAAAGCAAUCCCCAAAAGAUUUGAGUUUCUCAGUUAUAAAUUUGCAUCCUUUCCAUAACGCCACUGAGUUCAUGGGAUGUUCUAACUCAUACUCUGUGAAUAUUCAAAAGUAAUAGAAUCUGGCAUAUAGUUUUAUCGAUUCCUUAGCCAUGGGAUUAUUGAGGCUUUCACAUAUCAGUGAUUUUAAAAUACCAGUGUUUUUUGCUACUCAUUUGUAUGUAUUCAGUCCUAGGAUUUUGAAUGGUUUUCUAAUAUACUGACAUCUACAUUUAAUUUCCAGAAAUUAAAUUAAUUUUCAUGUCUGAAUGCUGUAAUUCCAUUAAUAUUAAUAUACUUUAAGUAAACAAAUAAGAUUACUACAAUUAAACACAUAGUUCCAGUUUCUAUGGCCUUCCUUCCCACCUUCUAUUAGAAAUUAAUUUUAUCUGGUAUUUUUAAACAUUUAAAAGUUUAUCAUCAGAUAUCAGCAUAUGCCUAAUGAAACUUAAUAAGCAUUUAAUUUUCCAUCAUACAUUAUAGCCAAAGCCUAUAUACUAUAUAUAAUUUUGGAUUUGUUUAAUCUUACAGGCUGUUUUCCAUUAUAUCAUCAAGUGGAAGUUUAAGACGGCAUCAAACAAAACAAGGAUGUUUACAGACAUAUGCAAAGGGUCAGGAUAUCUAUCCUCCAGUAUAUGUUAAUGCUUAAUAACAAGUAAUCCUAACAGCAUUAAAGGCCAAAUCUGUCCUCUUUCCCCUGACUUCCUUACAGCAUGUUUAUAUUACAAGCCAUUCAGGGACAAAGAAACCUUGACUACCCCACUGUCUACUAGGAACAAACAAACAGCAAGCAAAAUUCACUUUGAAAGCACCAGUGGUUCCAUUACAUUGACAACUACUACCAAGAUUCAGUAGAAAAUAAGUGCUCAACAACUAAUCCAGAUUACAAUAUGAUUUAGUGCAUCAUAAAAUUCCAACAAUUCAGAUUAUUUUUAAUCAUCUCAGCCAAAACUGUAAAAUUGCCACAUUACUAAAGACACACACAUCGUCCCUGUUUUGUAGAAAUUUCACAAAGACCAAGAGGCUACAGAAGGAGGAAAUUUGCAACUGUCUUUGCAACAAUAAAUCAGGUAUCUAUUCUGGUGUAGAGAUAGGAUGUUGAAAGCUGCCUUGCUAUCACCAGUGUAGAAAUUAAGAGUAGUACAAUACAUGUACACUGAAAUUUGCCAUCGCGUGUUUGUGUAAACUCAAUGUGCACAUUUUGUAUUUCAAAAAGAAAAAAUAAAAGCAAAAUAAAAUGUUUAUAA